CCACCGCCCACCGACCGUUGGUUUAACCCCGAGUUGAUUCGAGCGCGAGUUUGUAUCGGAAGUUCCUUAAUGUUCCAUGUGCCUUGGACCGAUGCAUGGUAAUCGCGCGAAGACAUUUGAAGACAACCCUGCAACUUCCAUUGUAUCCCCGUGGAAUAAUUAUGCACAGGUAACAGCCGAGUCGAGAGGCGUUGGAAGCCAGUCGGGAGCCAGUGAGAAAAGUCCGCGCGCCCGCAGAGAUACACCGACGUCUGCCCGCAUAGGAUGGUAGAAACUGACCCGGGGCCCAAACCUCACGAUUGUGAUGUAAAAAGGAACCACCAACUAAACGGACCAGGUUCCAAGACUGCAGAACUUGCAGUCGUCCCAUCGCUGAAGACACCAGUCAAAGGCGAUCCGGAAAAAGGCCCAGUCUCUGAGAAAGCUGACUUCGAGAAAGCUAUCGAAUUAGCCGGAUAUGGCCGCUUCCACUACCUGCUGUUGGCGGUCUGCGGACUCGUCAGCACGUCAGAGGAGAUGGACGUCAUCUCCAUGUCCUUCAUCCUGCCGUCGGCGCAGUGCGACUUAGACCUGACCACGCAGACUAAGGGAUGGCUGAACAGCAUAAUCUUCAUCGGCAUGAUGGCCGGCGCGUACGCGUGGGGCUCCGUGGCAGACUCGCUGGGCCGCAAGCGCGUACUUAUUGCCAUCUCCGUGAUCAACGCGCUUGCUAUCGUGGCUUCCUCCUUCAGCCAGAACUACGAGCUUUUCAUGUUGUUCCGCUUCAUCAACGGAGCUGCACUCGGAGGCUCAGGUCCCGUCAUCUGGUCUUACUUCGCAGAGUUCCAACCGAAGAACAAGCGCGGGGCUAUGUUGAGCUUCAUGGCUGCUUUCUGGACGCUUGGCAACCUGUUCGUGGCCGGCCUGGCCUGGGUUAUCAUCCCGAGUGGAAUCGGAGGAGAGACUAACGGUUUCGUGUACAACUCAUGGCGUAUCUUCUUACUUGUGAUGUCACUACCAUCAUUCGUCGUCGCCGCGCUCCUGUUCCUCUUGCCCGAGUCCCCCAAGUUCCUCAUCUCCACCGGCCGCCACGAGGACGCGCUGGAAGUCUUCCGGGGCAUCUACCUCAUGAACACCGGCAAGAGCAAGGACCAAUACCCCGUCAAACAACUCUUGGUAGAAGAACCCAUGCACACGAAGCCAGAGAAGCAGAUUGACACGAAGGAACCACAGGCGCCUAAGUCGAAACUAAGGAGGAUGUUCAGCGACAUCGUGGAGCAUAGCAAGCAGUUAUUCGUACCGCCCAUACUCAAGUUCACGACGAUAUCCAUCACCAUCAACUUCACUUUCCAUAUCGGGUACUACGGUCUCAUGAUGUGGUUCCCUGAAAUGUUCAACCGUUUCGAUGAGUGGUCGAGAAUGAACGACAACGCACCGGCUGACAUUUGUCAGGUGACCCGGUACGUGACGCAGUACGGCACGCACUCCGCGGACGCGACGUGCGACUCCAGCAUCCGGUCGGACGUGUUCAUGGAGUCGCUCAUCACCGUGGCCGCCGCCAUCCCCUCCAACAUCUUUGCCGUGCUGGGCAUGGACCGGCUCGGACGCAAGUUCUUCCUGGUGUUUGCGACUUUCUCGGCCGGGCUGUGCUCUGCGGCCAUGUACUUCGUGUACAACAAGACUAACAACCUGAUCGUCAGCGCCAUCUUCAGCUCUGUCAUCUCGUGCGGUAACGCCUCGCUCGACUGCCUCAUUACCGAGGUCUUCCCCACCAACUUACGAGCGACUGGCGUGGCAGUAUCCAUGGUGGCGGCCAGGCUCGGCGGGAUCAUGGGCAACGUAGUGAUCGCGGCGCUGCUGGACCAGUACUGCCCCGCGCCCACCUUCAUCGUGGCCGUGCUGCUGGCCAGCGGCGGCCUCAUGUGCCUGUUCCUGCCCAACACCACAAGACAGGCGCUGCAGUAAUCUACGGCUCAUAUGGAUAUUGUCUCCGUCUCCUAGACAAGGACACGCGAA
Molecule: messenger RNA, 1995 nt
Organism: Cydia amplana
Lineage: Eukaryota; Metazoa; Arthropoda; Insecta; Lepidoptera; Tortricidae
Product: synaptic vesicle glycoprotein 2B
Exons: 12
Coding region: 265-1944 (559 amino acids)
Biological process (GO): transmembrane transport
Cellular component (GO): membrane
Molecular function (GO): transmembrane transporter activity
Source: RefSeq, a predicted model, not a curated record